Impatiens glandulifera is the source of this 1599-nucleotide messenger RNA. RefSeq names its product dehydrogenase/reductase SDR family member FEY-like. NCBI's taxonomy places the organism in Eukaryota, Viridiplantae, Streptophyta, Magnoliopsida, Ericales, Balsaminaceae. The transcript is spliced from 8 exons. The record is from RefSeq and is a predicted model, not a curated record. The coding region runs from base 218 to 1366 and encodes 382 amino acids.
UAGUUGGCAGCUCACAGUCUGAUGAAGAGUAUUCAUACAUAAGAGAGCGGGUUGGAGAAAUCUGAAGAAGAUCCAAAACCUGAUUUUGAUUCUUCCAAUCAUCCAGCUCAUUCAACACAUAGCAGCAAAAGGGAAUCUUCUACAUCUGAAAUUCUGAACUAAACAACCACUUCGUUCUUCACAGUUACAUUGAGGACGGAUUUUCAAAGAGAGAGAAAUGGCUUCGAAUUCAGACUCAUCGGCAUCGUUAACUUCUUCCAUCGACAAGGCAGAAAUGAAGAAAAAGGAGGCAUUAGGAUGGAUGGAAUGGCUCCGUGGUUGGCUAUACCUUGCUUAUGAGAUGCUAUUCCAGAGGAUUACCGCCAGCCACUUGCACAAUCCGAUGCCUCUUCCUUCUCUUCAUGAUAUAACCUGCAUUGUCACUGGAUCUACCAGCGGUAUUGGCCAAGAAACUGCCAGGCAAUUGGCAGAAAAUGGUGCUCAUGUUAUAAUGGCUGUGAGAAACCCUAAAGCAGCUCAUGAGUUGAUACGAAAGUGGCAGGAGGAAGGAUCAGGAAUGGGUAUUCCACUUAAUAUUGAGGUUAUGAAGGUAGAUCUUCUUUCCUUGGAUUCUGUCGCGGAAUUUGCAGAAGAAUGGAAUGCACGUGCAGCACCAGUGCAUGUUCUCAUAAAUAAUGCUGGGAUAUAUUCUAUUGGAGAACCACAAAAGUUUUCUAAAGAUGGUUAUGAAGAACACAUGCAAGUGAAUCACCUUGCUCCAGCAUUGCUUUCAUUACUACUUUUGCCAUCACUUCUCAAAGGUUCUCCCAGCCGGAUAGUUAACCUCAAUUCAAUUAUGCAUUAUGUUGGAUUCGUUGACGCAGAAGACAUGAAUGUUGUUUCUGGGAAAAGAAAAUUCACAAGUUUGAUUGGCUAUUCAAGUAGCAAAUUGGCACAGAUUAUGUUCAGCAGUGUUCUUCACAAGCGGCUUCCUGCUGAAGCUUCCAUAAAUGUACUAUGUGCAUCUCCUGGAAUUGUGCAUACCAAUGUUGCAAGGGAUCUUCCGAAAAUAGUUCAAGCUGGUUAUAACCUGAUACCUUAUUUUAUCUUUAAUGCUCAAGAAGGUUCUAGAAGCACACUUUUUGCAGCCACAGAUCCUCAAGUACCGGAAUACUGUGAAUUGUUGAAAACAGAUGAAUGGCCCGUUUGUGCCUUUAUAUCUCAUGAUUGUCGGCCCACCAAUCCUUCGGAAGAAGCACACAAUUUAAACACUUCAUACAAAGUGUGGGACAAGACAAUGGAGAUGAUUGGCUUACCUCUAGAUGCAGUUGAGAGGCUUAUAGAAGGUGAAGAAGUGAAAUGCAAGUAUGGAAGAAAGGAAGGCUAAUGAAUCAUAUAAGCUACCACUUUUCUUUCAUAAAAUUGCUAUUUUCUUAUAUUAUAGGUUGUACCAUUGUUCCUUAUCGGGCCGAAAGUUAGGUUAUGUUCAACGACUAAUUUUUAUUUUUUGAGUUCCUACGCCUCCUCGGUUGCCCUCCGAAAACUUGCAAUCUUAGUGUGCUAAUCUUAACUAUUGAAUAAGGUUUCUUAAUAUGCCAUUAAUUGGAGAUUGGUCUUUUA